Messenger RNA from Fonsecaea multimorphosa CBS 102226, 2607 nucleotides. RefSeq lists its product as uncharacterized. The transcript is spliced from 4 exons. Gene Ontology annotation, cellular component: cytoplasm. Gene Ontology annotation, biological process: regulation of GTPase activity; signal transduction. The coding region runs from base 1 to 2607 and encodes 868 amino acids. NCBI's taxonomy places the organism in Eukaryota, Fungi, Ascomycota, Eurotiomycetes, Chaetothyriales, Herpotrichiellaceae. The record is from RefSeq and is a predicted model, not a curated record.
AUGGCCGCCGCAGUCGAGCCAAAUGCGCCUGUCAAUGGCGCCCCUCCACCUGCGACACCCAAACCCUCGCGAGAAAAUGAGCCGCCUCUGCCUCCAGUCCCCGCAGGACAGGGCGCAGGAGAAGAGCUGGAUUCAGCGUCCAGAGAGCGAGUGCAACAUGUUCUCUCUUCAGAUAUCGGCAUGGGCACAUUGCUGCAACGACUGAAGCAAAGCAUUGGCUCCACCAAAGACUUUGCGGCGUUCCUGAAAGAAAGAUCGGUUCUAGAAGAGAAACAUGCGCAGGGCCUGAAGAGACUAAGCAAGAGCACGCACGAGUCCAUAGGAAGACCUGAUAGCAGACAAGGGACCUUUGCUCAAAACUUCAAGGAGAUGACCAACAUUCACGAGCGAAUGGCAGAGCAUGCCCUCCAAUAUGUCGCGACGCUGUACGGAAUGUCGGAGGAGCUGUACGAGCUGGCGACCAAUUCUGAAAGGGCGCGGAAACACUGGAAGCAGACAGGCUUGAACGCUGAAAAACGGGUGCAAGACGCAGAGUCUGCUAUGGAGAAGGCCAAAUUGCGAUACAACUCGCUGGCAGAACAAUACGACCGCGCCAGGACCGGGGAACGACAGCCUGGCAAGUUUGGCUUGAAAAGGUCCGCUGCCCAGCUGGAAGAAGAGCUACGACACAAAGUUGAAGCGGCCGAUGCUGAUUAUUCCGCCAAAGUCGAGGCUGCCCAGAGUCAGCGAAAUGAGUUACUGAGCACUUUGAGACCGCAAACCGUGCAUGCACUCUCGGAACUCAUCAGGGAGACUGAUGCCGGUUUGACUCUGCAUGUACAGAAAUUCGCCGAUCUCAGUGAGAAGCUGCUCGUGGGGUUUGGACUAUGUAUUGCGCCUAUCAAGGGCCCGUCGCCGAUCCCUGGUCAAGGUACUCAGAGUCUGCGUCAACUGGCCUCGGACGUCAAUAACGAGAAAGACUUGGCCGACUUUGUCCUUGGGUUCAGCAACAAAGCCCCAACACGACCGAACGAGAUCAAGUACGAAAAGCAUCCGUCGCUCUCGCCAAAACAACAGCAGCCUGGAUUCACAGAUCCGUAUUACAAUCAAGAUCCCUAUGCUCCAACUCACGGGAGGCAAGUUUCGGGAGUCACUCCUUACCCAGGCGAGGAGUAUUAUGAUGAUGGUUCUCAGUCUCAGUAUCCGCAGGGGAACCAGGGUCCUGGGCAGAUGCCUCAACAACAAGCGCAGCCGCCGCAGCAGCAGAUGGGUGCGCCCCAGGGUACUCAAGGCCCUGUUCAACGGCCCCCAGGGCCUGCACAACCCACCCAGAGUAAUCCCGGCGCUGGGCCUCAAAUCGCCGCAGCCGCCGCAGGUCAGGCUCCCGGGGCAAUGCCCGGUCACGUCCGGAACGUAUCUCAAGGUCAGCCGUCUCCUGGUCAGCAACCUAUGAACCAACAGCAGCAAGCCCCAGCAAUUCAGCAAAACGGUCAACCAAGCCAAAUGGGCCCGCAAAGUCAAGGUGCACCGCCUCAGCAAGGCAUGGGACGAGGACAGCCACCACAGGGAAUGGGACGAGGAUCACCCCCGCAAGGCACAGGUCGUGGGCAAGCACCACCGGGCGCCAUGGGCCGAGGACAACCGCCUCAAGGCACACCUGGCCCAGGUCAACCACCACAAGGUGGCAUGGGAAGAGGCCAGGCGCCGCCAAAUGGCGCUGGCCGGGGUCAGCCACCACAAGGCGCCGUGGGACGCGGGCAACCUCCUCCUAAUGGAAUGGGACGAGGAGCACCACCAGGAGGAGUUGGCCGCGGUCAACCACCACAAGGAGGCAUGGGUCGAGGACAGCCACCGCAAAAUGGUCCUCCUCAGGGAGCUGGCCGUGGAACGGCCGGACCAGGACCAAACGGACCUCAGAAUGGCGCACCUCGCCCAGGCCCUGUUGGUGGCGUAAAUACACUUCCUUCAAGACUCCAAGCAGGUCCGAGACCAGGUCCUCCGAUCCGGCCAGUUUUUGGAGUAGCCUUGGACGAGCUAUUCCAACGAGAAGGAGCUGCUGUACCGACGAUUGUCAUACAGUGCACCAAAGCCGUCGAGCUAUUCGGGUUGGAGGUCGAAGGCAUCUACAGAACUUCUGGAUCUACGAACUUCAUUAUGGAGCUACGACAGCAAUUCGAUCACGACGCCAAUGCAGUCGACCUUCGCAACUCGGCGGCUUUCCAUGAUGAUAUCGCUGCCGUGACCACACUCCUCAAGCAUUUUCUUCGCGACCUCCCAGAUCCGUUGCUCACCGCAGCACAGUACCGAGAUUUUAUUCAAGCCGCUAAAAUAGAAGACGACAUUAUACGCAGAGACUCGGUCCAUGCCCUGGUCAAUGCUCUGCCCGAUCCUAAUUAUGCGACUCUCCGAGUACUGGCAAUUCAUCUGCACAAAGUUGCCCAGCACAGUGCCAGGAAUAAGAUGACCAACAGCAAUCUAGCAAUUGUGUUCGCUCCGACAUUGAUGGGCCAGCAAGGCGGCGUGAAUGGGAAUGUAGCAGGAGGGGCUGAUAUAGCCGACGCCGGAUGGCAGGCGAAAGUCGUGGAGACGAUACUCAACAAUACCUUCCAGAUCUUUGAUGACGACUAG